AUGGACCAGCCGCUGUCCCGCACAGUGAGUGCGGAGAGCCCACAGACAUGGCAGCAACUUUCGUCUGCAAGCGGCGCAUCGACAGCGGGCAGCAAGGCAAAGUCGAGCGAGCCGGAGACGGGCGGACGCAAUGUCGAGCGAGCGAGCGUGUCGCUGCCCCCACUGGGGUCAAAGGCCAUGCAACAAAUGCCCGCGCGCCGGCCGUCCAAGGCGUCCGAUAGCAACCUCUUUGAGUAUUUUGGAAGCGCGAGAAGUGGCUCUGCAAUUGAGGAAUCAGAUACUACGCCAACGCUAGAGGGCACCCGUGGAGGGCUCGGCCAAGUGAAUCCUCUGCUGCUGCCGGAAGCCUUCCGACCUCCGCGAUCUGACGUCGAUGCUACACCUGCAGAUUCUCAUCGAUUGUCUUUUUCGUCUUUGUAUUCGAUAGGAUCCGCAAUCUUCGCCAACAACCGCGGAAACAAUUGGAGCGGACGAAGCUCUCUCGUAGGCUCCGAGCCAGAAGUCAAGAUGGAAGGCGCCCCACACACCACCACGGCCACCACUUCGCUGUCCGUCACCACGUCGAGCCAAAAUGGCAGCCUGGGAACCAAAGUGUCACCAACGCAAUUGCUCUUCCCCCACGACCAAGCGGCAAACACGGCCAGUCCCAGCAUCGGCCCAACCAACCCCGCCGCCUCGCCCACCCCCGGCCAACAGCCACUAUCUUCGCAGCCUCGCCGCUCACGAAGCCGAACAACUCAGAGGCGCAUCAGUGGAAGCACUGCUCCGAGCAGCAGCCCCGCGAGCAGGGACAUGAGGGAGAAGAAGCCAACAAAGGGAAUCAUUGGCGUCUGUGCCCUCGAGUCCAAGGCACGCAGUAAACCUGCGCGCAACAUCUUCGGCAAACUGGUAGAUGAAUUCGAGGUCAAGAUCUUUGGCGACAAGAUCAUUCUCGACGAGGCGGUGGAGAACUGGCCCAUCUGUGACUUCCUCAUAUCCUUCUUCUCAGACGGCUUCCCCCUGGACAAGGCCAUAGCAUACACCCGACUACGCAAGCCAUUCUGCGUCAAUGACCUGCCCAUGCAACAAGUGCUUUGGGACCGCCGCUUAUGCCUGGGUAUCCUCGACCAGCUCAAUGUCCCCACGCCUAAGCGGAUUGAUGUAAGUCGCGAUGGCGGCCCGCGGUUACCAUCGCCCGAAUUCGCAAAAACGUUGUACGAGCGAACCGGACUGAAGCUUCAGGGGCCAGAAGAUGGCACGGGUGGGGGUGUUCAGGCACCAAAAAAGGUCGAACUUAUCGAUAACGGUAAUGCGAUUCGCGUAGACGGUGUCACUCUUACGAAGCCUUUCGUUGAGAAGCCGAUGAGUGGUGAAGACCACAACAUUCACAUCUACUUCCACAAGAAAGAUGGUGGUGGCGGCCGAAGACUCUUCAGGAAGAUCAACAAUAAGAGUUCAGAGAGAGAUGAUACUCUCGAUGUACCCCGGGCUAUUCUAGAGCCCACAAGCAGCUACAUUUUCGAACAGUUCUUGCAUGUGGAAAAUGCCGAAGAUGUCAAAGCCUACACCGUCGGACCAAACUUCUGUCACGCCGAGACGCGGAAAUCGCCUGUAGUGGAUGGCUUGGUCAAGCGCAACCCCAGUGGUAAGGAGGUUCGAUAUGUGACAAAGCUCAGUGAGUCCGAAGCACUCAUCGCAUCCAAGAUUUCCGAAGGAUUCGGCCAGCGAGUCUGCGGAUUUGACCUUCUUCGAACCGGAGACCAAAGUUACGUUAUUGAUGUCAAUGGGUGGAGCUUUGUCAAAGAUAACGGAGACUACUACGACAAGGCAGCCAACAUUUUGAAAGAUAUGUUUCUCAAGGAAAUAUCACGCAAACAACGCAAAGACGCCGCCCAGAACGCCGCUGCCGAUGCACAGGAAGGUACGGAUAGGACUUCUGGAACGUCACAGAAAGGUGCUUCGAGCCAUCGCAAGACUUUGGGAAGGUUAUUCAAGAGUCCUAGUAUGUCAAAAAUGGCUAACCACCCUCACUCCCAUCUGCCCCACAUACGGCAAGCCAAUACUAUGCCGCCGUCGCCUGAGACAUCACUAAGCACAACCCCUGUCGCAGCUUCGCCGAGUAUUGAAAAGCCAAACCCUCUUGCCGCUCUCAGUCCUCCCACAGUCGGCUCUAUCCCCGACAAGCCACGUUCCGAGCCAGACAUAUCACUUCCGCCUGUCAUCGACGACGACGACGAUCUCCAUCAUGAUUCCAAGGGUUCACUCUCAGACGACCAAAUCGUUGUCCCCCCGCCGGCUUCGAAGGCGCAGUGGAAGCUCAAAGGCGUUGUGUCCGUCAUUCGACAUGCCGACCGCACACCAAAGCAAAAGUUCAAGUAUACAUUUCACAGCAAGCCCUUUGUCAAUCUACUCAAAGGGCACCAGGCUGAAGUUUUAUUGAUUGGUGAGGCAGCCCUGCAAAGUGUUAGCGAUGCAGUCAAGGUUGCUAUUGACGAAGGACUGGAGGAUUUAAAGAAGCUCCGUGAGUUGCAACUGUACCUGAACAAAAAGGGGGCAUGGCCUGGUACGAAGGUGCAGAUCAAACCAAUGUUUCGCAAGAGGAGGAAAGAGGAGUUGCAACCUGGAGAGUCCAUGCCAGAAGAGUCUCCAGAGAAACAGAAACAGGCAACGGCCGGUCAUAGCAACGAACCAACGCCGGUCGCUGAUGAUGCGGAUCCAGAACCACUCAAGAACAGGAGUGACUCCAUGUCUGGCGUGACUUUGUCUCGUAUUACCGCCCAAGACAACAACAUGGUUCUCGAUAAACUGCAGUUGAUCAUCAAGUGGGGCGGAGAACCCACACAUUCCGCUCGCCAUCAAACCCAGGACAUGGGUGCAAACUUCCGGAAUGAUCUUUUACUCAUGAACAGAGACGUACUCGAUGACGUCCAUAUCUUCAGUAGUUCAGAGCGUCGAGUUACCACAAGUGCACAGAUCUUCGGCGCGUCCUUCCUGGAUAAAGAUCAGUACCUAGCUGAGCAUAUCCAAGUUCGCAAGGAUCUUCUAGACGACUCCAAUGCCGCAAAGGAUGUUAUGGAUAAGGUCAAGAAGAGACUCAAAACCCUGCUGCGUGCAGGCGACAAAGCCCCGCCGCAAUUCGCGUGGCCGAAAGGCGAGCCGGAGCCUUACAUUGUCGUGCGACAAGUCGUGGAUUUGAUGAAGUUCCAUCAGCGCGUCAUGAAUCACAACUUCAAGAAGAUUGAGUCUGAAGCCAUCUCGUCCCUUACUGCACUAACGUCACCACCAUCACAACCAGCUACUCCUGGCGCAUCUCUCCAUCAACACACCAAUGUGAAUCACAUCCAAUCGCGCUGGUGCUGCAACGAGGGUCCCGAGCUCUUCAAGGAACGCUGGGAGAAGUUGUUCAAGGAGUUCGCAGAUGCCGAUAAAGUUGAUCCUAGCAAAAUCUCUGAACUAUAUGACACGAUGAAAUUCGAUGCUCUUCAUAAUCGCUCUUUCCUUGAGUGGGUCUUCACUCCGGACGCUACCUUUGUUGACGAGGAGUCUGUUAUAGAUUCUUCAAAGCAGACAACACCCGACAACCAUUCUACCAAGUCAAUACCAACUGGCUUAGUCCCGUCGGAGGCCCAAAUGAAGGCGGAAGCAAAGGAGCAGGGCAGUGAAAAACCUCAAGAGCGAGGCAGUAUCACUCAACGAAUGGGUUUCAGGCGCAAAUCUGAGAUAGCUAUCAAGCCCUCCGCACCUCCAGCAUAUGUGCACGAAUCCUAUUUCAAACUCUACACGGGUGUCAGCACCGCCGCUACAAAGGCCCAAACUGAUGCACGUUUGAUCAAGCUUCGGGAGAUGUACCAUCUUUGCAAGGUUCUCUUCGAUUACAUUGGUCCACAAGAGUACGGUAUUGAGAGCGAAGAGAAGUUGGAGAUUGGUCUGCUUACGUCACUCCCCUUGCUCAAGGAAAUCGUUGGCGACUUGGAAGAGCUACAGGCGUCUGAUUUGCCAAAGUCUUUCUUCUAUUUCACCAAGGAAUCACAUAUCUACACCCUACUCAAUUGUAUCUUGGAGGGCGGCAUCAAGACGAAGAUCGAACGCAACGCUAUCCCUGAGCUCGAUUACUUGUCUCAGAUCAAUUUCGAGCUGUAUGAGUCAGAGAACGCCAGUAUUGACAACCAGCCGCAUACAUUUAACUAUAGCAUCCGCAUCACGUUAUCUCCCGGCUGUCAUGCUUUUGCUCCUCUUGAUGUACAACUCGACUCGCGCCACAUGAUUGGCUUCUCGCCUCGCCGCGGUCUUACGGAUCACCAGGAGUGGAAGAAGGUGCUCGAAACACUCCGCGCCAAGUUUCAUACUGUCAAACUGCCGAAGUCCUUCGUCGCCAUCGACCUCAGCGAAAAGGUCCCGGACGCCUUUGAGCGCCGCGCCAACGGGAAGGGGAAAGAAAAAGAAGACUCUAAAUCUGAAGACGAAGAGAGGGGUAGAUCGGAAGAGAGGAAGGACGAUGCCACCCCAAAGGAACCAAUUCCAAUGACUGAUGAAAAGGGCAAUGUUGUUUCACCCGCAUUGCAGCAUGAAAUAUCACCGACCAGACUACCUCCGCCGGCGUUGGAUGCCUAG
Molecule: messenger RNA, 4590 nt
Organism: Cucurbitaria berberidis CBS 394.84
Lineage: Eukaryota; Fungi; Ascomycota; Dothideomycetes; Pleosporales; Cucurbitariaceae
Exons: 4
Coding region: 1-4590 (1529 amino acids)
Biological process (GO): inositol metabolic process; inositol phosphate biosynthetic process
Cellular component (GO): cytosol
Molecular function (GO): diphosphoinositol pentakisphosphate kinase activity; inositol hexakisphosphate kinase activity; 5-diphosphoinositol pentakisphosphate 1-kinase activity
Source: RefSeq, a predicted model, not a curated record